Brassica napus (rape) is the source of this 5067-nucleotide messenger RNA. RefSeq lists its product as uncharacterized. The transcript is spliced from 7 exons. The record is from RefSeq and is a predicted model, not a curated record. NCBI's taxonomy places the organism in Eukaryota, Viridiplantae, Streptophyta, Magnoliopsida, Brassicales, Brassicaceae. Bases 299 to 1336 code for a protein of 345 amino acids.
UAAUUAAGUUAUUUUGAAGUUACAAGGAAUUAUUGUGAGAAAGUAUAUGUUAUCCGCGCCUUGCCUUUAAUGUCAUAACUAUAUAAUUAAAAAACUGAUAAGAGUUGACCAAAAACAGAAGAGAAAAAACAAAUUUAAUAAGAUAAUUCAAAUGUGAGUUUGUACAUCAUAUUUCUGGUCAGAGAUAAAAGAAAAAGGUGAAUUAAUAUGGCAGUCAAUGAAUUGAUUAGUUGUUGACUCCGAUUGAUUAUAUAUAUACCGAUCCAUAUCGAUUGAGAAAUAGAAGUAGAACUUAACCAUGGAUACACGUCAAAUGAUCGUUAUAUUUUCUUCUUUGGUUCUCACGCAAAUGACCCUAGGAAACAUUGAUUCAAUUUUACAGGAGUUUGAUUGUGUUGAUAUAUACAAACAACCCGCUUUUCAACAUCCAUUGUUGAAACACCACAAGAUUCCGGAAAAAUUCACUUCAAAUGAAAGUUUUGAUAGAAAAAGUAAAUAUAAAACAACUGAUCAAAGUUGUCCAAAAGGAACCGUGGCAAUCUUAAGACAAAGAAGUGAAACUGAGAGUCUUCAUCUCGACACAGACGAUCAUUUCGGCCACCAUUUUGCGGUAAUGGACACAUAUCCGGAUGCGAGCAUCUAUCGAGGAGCACAAGCUGAUAUAAGUAUCCAUAACCUAACUUUACAAAAUAAUCAAUUAAGUAGAAGUCAAAUUUGGUUAGAGAAUGGACCUCCUGGAGAACUCAACAGCAUACAAGUUGGCUGGGCGGUGCAUCCAAGAUUGUACGGAGACAGUGCCACACGAUUUACUAUUUAUUGGACUGCUGAUGGCUAUAAAACCACUGGAUGCUAUAAUACAAAUUGUCCUGGUUUUAUUAUUGUAACUCGAAAUCCCUCGAUUGGAAACAUUUUUAAACUAUCCUCCGUGUAUGGUGGUGAUAAAACAGUUAUUUUCACACCACACGUUUAUCAGGACGUCUUUACUCCAGGCUGGGCACUGAAAGUAGAUGACGAAAUGAUUGGAUAUUGGCCCGGAGAGCUAUUUACACACUUGAAAAAUGGAGCUUCUCGGGUGCGUUUUGGAGGAAACACAUAUAUAUCUCCAGAUGGGAUUAGUCCUCCAAUGGGAAAUGGUCAUUUUCCGCUUAAAGACUAUCAAAGGAGUUCGAGUUUUCUUCAUGUGAAGCUUACGAAUCAUAGGUAUCAGACAAUCGAAGCUAAAACAAUAUUAAGGAAUGCAGAUUCUAGGUGUUUUAGACUAAUGGACCGGCGUUACACCAAGGAGAACGGAAAGUCCUUUUCUUAUGGAGGAGCAGGUGGCAGAUGCGGUAUUUGAUGAUUUUAUAUAUCUACUGACCAAGACUAUCAAAUUUACAAAAGAAAUACGAACUAUUUUCAAUACUACAAAUCAUUUUAUUGUUACUAAAUCACAUUUAUGUUUCAUGUUUUAAAUGAGAGAGUAUCAAUACAAAACAAACACGAGAAUAUUUAAGUUUUCCCUUUGUCCAGAAACACUGCACUUAUACAUAUAUAUUAAUAUUAUCCCGUCAUCAAACCAGAAUCAAUCACAAAACCACAAAGUACAAAGUUUAUAUUUACAAUCUAUGUCAAUACUCCUUUGGUUUGUUCCCAGUUCCCUUCUUGAUUACAGAAGAACCAAGCUUUAGUCUCGUUCUUUCACACAAAGUUUUGACAUUUAAACAUCAUUAAAGCUGCUAAGACAUAGAACAGAGGAUAAGCUACUACAAACACAUGGCAAUGUUUCUCAAGGAAGAACUAAACAACUUGGUGAUAAAAAAAAUUAGAAUUCUUUUACUCGGAGAAAGAAAUCUGGGUCCAUCUAAAUUAAUGAAAUGAAUUAUGUUCAUAUAAAUGUAUAUUCUCAUUUGUAAAGUGACAAAACUAACACAAUAAAUAGUAAAAAAACUCUCAUCCUCAUGUUUUCUCUCUACUUUCCAUAGGUUUGAGUAAAAGUACUUAUUACGUCAAAACAAAAACAAAAGAAAAUGAAGACUAAACACAAAAAAAAAACGUAGAUAGUAUGAUAGGAAUAAGAAUGAAAGUAACAAAAAAAGUAAAAUAAUAGAUAACUUGUUCCUUAUUAUUCCAUCCCGGAUUUGAUAGAAAUAGUUUUAUUCUGUGCUUCCUUGAACUAAAAGGAAUGAGAAGAAACAUUAAAGAAAAAUAUUAUUUAUAAAUAGUAUCAAAUCUAAUAAAUGAAUAAGACUUGACCAUUCCAUUCAUUCUUUUGAUCUGGACCUUAAACUAGUGUUAUCCAUUUACUGAUAAUUACGGAAACGGAUAAGAGGUGACCAAAAAAUAUUUCAACAAAUCUAGUAAGAAAAUCUAAAUAUGAGUUUGUAGUACAUCACACUUCUGGUAAGAGAUAAAAGGCGAAUUAAUAUGGGGAUCAAUGAAUUGAUUAGUUGUUCACUCCGAUUGAUUAUAUAUAACGAUCAAUAUCGAUGGAGAAACAGAAGUAAAAUUUAACAAUGGAUACACGCCAAAUGCUCGUUAUAUUUUCUUAUGUGGUUCUCACGCAUAUGACCCUAGGAAAUAUUGAUGUUAGAGUUUACGACUUCUACUUUGUUUUCCAUUUCUUAGUAUUUGAUCUUUAAUUUAAUUUUUUAUUUUUUUUGUAUUCAUCAAUUUUACAGGAGUUUGAUUGUGUUGUCAUAUACAAACAACCCGCUUUUCAACAUCCAUUAUUGAAACACCACAAGAUUCCGGUAUGAUAGUGACAUUGCUUUAAUUAAAUAUGAAAUAAAUUGGACAAAUUAGAAAUAUUUGACCUAUAUUUUUCUCUAAAUUAAUCUUGUAUCUUCUGUUAUGUUUCAGGAAAAAUUCACUUCAAAUGAAAGUUUUGAUAGAAAAAAUAAAUAUAAAACAAAUGAUCAAAGUUGUCCAAAAGGAACCUUGACAAUCUUAAGACAAAGAAGUGAAACUGAGAACCUUCAUCUAGACACAAUCUAUCAAUUUGGCCACCAUGUAUAUCCUUCUUUUCCUGUUUUAUAGUAUAUAUUCAUCCCUUUUUUUAAAAAUGAGUAUAUAUUCCGAUCUGGGACUAUGAAAGGAGUUCGAGUUUUCCUCAUGUGAAACUUACGAAUGAUAAGUAUCAGAGCAUCGAAGCUGAAACACUAAUGGGGGUUGCAGAUUCUAAGUGUUUUAAACUAAUGAGUCGGGAUUACACCAAUGAGACUGGAAAGUCCUUUUCUUUUGGAGGACCAGGUGGAAGAUGCGGUUUUUGAUUAUUUUAUAUAUGUUCUGACCAAGACUAUCAAAUUUACAAAAGAAAUAUGAACUGUUUUCGAUACUAUAAGUCACUUUUAUGUUUCUUGUUUUAAAUGAGAGUCAGUACAAAACAAACAUGAGAAUAUUGAAGUUACAGAUAUAAUUGCACUUAAAAGAAGAAGAAGCAUCACAAAUGAAACAUAAAUAACAAAAAAAAGAAAUGGACAAAACAAUCUUAUUUAGUUUUCCCUUUGUCUAGAAAAUAAUCUGCACUAACUGUAUAUUAAGUAUUAACGUUAUGCAGUCAUCAAAUCAGAAUCAAAAAAAAAAAAAAAACAAAGUAUAAAGUUUAAAUUUACAAUUUUAUGUUGCUGCUCCUUUGUAUUGUUCACAUUUCCUAUCAAAACUUCUUGAUUACAAAAGAACCAAGCUUAAGUUUCCCAUUGGAAUGUUCCGGUACAGAUAUGAAACGACACUGAAGCAUAAUAAUAUUUUUGGUGUCAAAGGAAAUGAUAUUUAGAAACUGAUUUUUUUAAAAAAAAUUGGUCAAGAAUGACAUUGGCUUUUGCAGAAUGUAAAACCAUAUAAAACUUAAACACGAAAAUGUAGAUUUAUGACUAUAUUCCUCUCUGGGAAAUUAAAUAAAAUAUAAAACUACACGAAAAAUAUAUAAACAAAACAACCAAACAUUAAAAAUCAAUAAAUUAACAAAAUGGUCAAAACUGAAAAUUUAAAAUCCAAAAAUAUAAAUUAGUCUUCUAUCAAUUUUAUGUAUUUAAAAGAACAAUUUUAAGCUAUAGUAUUCAAAAGUUAAAGCUAUAACUAUUUAAAAGUUGAGGCUACAAAAUAUUGAAAAUGUUCACACGAAAUUUAUAACCAUCAAUCAUAAUAUGCAAAAUCCCUAUUUUAAUUUAUUAAUUUUAUAAAUGUCAAGAAAUCCUGAAAUGAUUAGAAAUGGAAAUAAAUAUAAAAAACGUAAACUAACAAAAAAAUUUUUUUGCUAUCCAUACAAAAUAUUUGGAACUCCUACAUAAAAAUAACUAAAAUAUUUUUGUCUUUUAAAUCCAGUUUUCAAAGAAUUAAUUAAAAAUAUAUUAAAAAUAAAAAAUGAAGUUGAGGGUAUAUGACAUGAGAAAUUUCACACAUAACUUAAAAAUAAAAUUAUGCCAAAUCAGCAUUUGAUUUUAUUAAAUUUUCCAAAAAUAUUUAUUUCAAAAUAAAUAAAAAAGUACUAUCAAACAAGGUAAACUAAAAAAAAGAAAUUAAUAUAAAAUAAGAAAGAAUAACAAACUAGAAAUCUUUAAAAGAAAUUAAAUUGAUUUAUAUACUAAAUAUUUGGAAAAGGAACAUAAAAUAUGUCUUAAAAUGCAAGAUUUUAUAUAAUGCAAGACUUUGAAAGAAUAUCACUAUAUGGACUUAAAUUAUCUAACAAUCAACUUUACAUGUUUGCUAACUCAUUGCAAAUUAACAUUAAAAUAGUUUAACAAAACAUAAAUAGUAUGUCCAUAAAUUUUCUUAUAUGAUAGGUGAUACAAGAAUCACAUCUUUAAAAAAUCAAUAAAAAUAUUAAAUUAUCAAAAUUAAAAAUUAAAAUAUAUAAAAAAUAGAAAGUAAUUAAUGUCUUCAGAAAUGUAAAAUCUAAAGAAUCAUAUUUAUACAAUUAAAAUACAAAUAAAAAUAAGAAACUAAGCUAACAAAGGAAACAUAUAUCCUUCUAAAACUUUAACUUAACUCUUUGGAAAUUUAAUAUCAAACAUAAAUUCUUUGAAAAAAUGUAUCCUACAGUAUGUCUAAAUAUACAAAUUAUAUAUAUCAAAAUAAAAUAAUUAAUUAAUA